AUGGGUGUAAAGGGUCUGUGGAAAUUGUUGGAGGAGUGCCAUACGGCAGAUACACCAAAGAACCAGCGGCUAGCAAUAGAUGCAAGCAUAUGGCUAUACAAAUAUAAAAAUGUACCUCAAACGAACGUAAUAUACAGCUUUGUCAAGCGCGUAGUAGGCCUUUUGUAUCACCAAAACACACUAUUUUUUGUGUUUGACAGCAAGGCACCUGUUGAGAAGAUCAAAACAAUUGCCAAAAGAAACGAGAUGCGGCUGAGAAACGAACUAAAAGCCCAUUUUGAUAAAAUUAGGAACAAUAAAGUGUGUACAGUGUGUAAAAUUCUAUAUAAAAACUGUGAGCAUGGACGGGAAGUGAAUAUGGAAGAACUAAAAGAGAUCGAAGAUGUUGUGAGCUAUAAGCUGAGAAAUCAUGACUAUAAUUGGGGAGAAGAUGCGAUUGAUGCAGGGGAUGAAGAAACAAUAGAGCUAGACACAGCACACAAUUAUUACAACGAGUGGAGCCGUGUAAACAUGGACUAUAAUGAAUUGUUCUGCGAAGAGAAGGACGAUUUUUUGCCAAAGAAUUUUGAUAGUCUAUCAAAAGUCAGGAAGUUGAAAAUUUUGGAUGAGCUCAGAGAAGCAAAUGCAUUCAAAUCGUGUGGGUUUCGCGGAAUGAGGGGAAAAGAAUUUUCUGAAUACCAAUUAAAGAAAAUUGAGAGGGCGUACACAAUCACCAACCUGAUCAACGAAGUGUCUAACACGAAGAACAAGCGGAUAAUGGGAGACUGUCGGUCGUACUACGAGUUAAAUUAUGAUAAUGAAACGGCUAAGAAACUUAAAAAAGAAGAAAAUGAUGAUUUGAGCCUCUUUCAGGUUAACGAAAAGAUAGAACCGAAAAAAACUGAUAACAAUCUUACAAGCGAUAAAAUUACAGGCGAAGAUGGAUUUUUAACUGAGUUAAAUUCAAUUUUUAGCGAAAAUAAGGAGACAAACAGUGGAAAUGAUGUUCAUGUUGUAACGAAUUGCAAUACGAACCGAAUACAGGGGUCAUAUGAUCUUAGAAACGCUGGAAAUAGUGAAAAAGAAACAAAUUAUGAAACGAAAAGCCUUUCAUCUAAGAAUAUCCAGAAUAUGAUACAGUCUAUCAGAGAGACUAAAACGAAUCCGAACAAUAGUCCAUUAAUGGCUGGAAACUCAACAUCACACAAGGAUAAGCAAUUAGAAACACUGAACAAUCAGAUUGAAGAGAAGGAUAAAGCAGCAACCAAUCUGCAAGCUGACCCAAAUAUAAACACAAAGGAUAAAGCAGGCCUUGACAUAGAGUGUAAAAUAGAUAGCACAAGCACAAUACGUGGUGAACCUGCUACUGCCUUGAACAACCAUUUGGUGAUAGUGCCGGAAGAAAAUAGUGAGGAAAAAGUUACUGUCCUCGAGGAAGGGUUGAGCAGUGAAAUAGAGGAAUGUGUGCGCCACCGGAUUCAAUCACUUGAAAAAAAAAUACAAAUGAAGAGCAUGAACUUGAUGAAUGAGUUGCAAGGUAUAACAGUCCUAUUGAAAAAGAUUUUAAAUAUUUUGGGUGUCUCCUAUAUUGAUGCACCGUACGAAUCCGAUUCACAGCUGGGCUACUUCAACAACGAAUGCGCAUCAGAACGGAGUACUCGAGAAAGCACUUCCAAAACGGAAGAAAGAUAUUCAUAUCUAGGUAACAACCAAGUAUUUAACGAAAAAAUUUACAAUUUAAAGGUUGAUGCAGUCAUUACGGAAGACAAUGAUGUAUUUCUAUUUGGUGCUAGCAGGAUUUAUAAAGACUAUUUUAGAGGCCCAAAGUUGUAUACCAUGCAGAAUAUUAAAAACAAACUGAACUUGGAAAGAGAAGAUUUGAUCAAACUGAGUGUAUUUAUGGGAAAUGACUACACCGUGGGAAUUCGAGGAAUUGGUCCAAAGAAGGCUUUAGAAAUACUAAAAUGCGAAAGCAAGACGAGUUAUGAUCAAAGAAUUUUUAAUUUGGAGUACGCCAAAGUGAGAAACGUAUAUUACAAGUCUGUUGUAGAUAAGGGUCCGUUAAAACUGAAGAAUUCGCGUAAACUCGGUGAAAUUAGGAAGUUUUUAGCUGAGAAUUUUCUAAACGACAAGCAAAUUAAUGAGAUUAUUUUCUAUUUAUGCAAGAUAAGAUCUCAAAAAUAGCCCACAUCUACAGUAUUUACUUAUAAUGGUGGUGCAAAACCACAUUUUCAAACUGGAUUGAGCACCGUUUUUAUUGCUGCUUAAGAUACUGUGGAAAAUGCCAAAUAAUACACGGAAUUCGGCGUAUAACUUCGGUUUUAGUGAAAGAAUCAUUUACAUUGCGUAUAAAACGUGCUGCCAGGCUUUGCUCCACAAAUUAUUUUCACCAGAUGCCCAUAGUAUACAGCUCUCAAAACUGUUACCGCUCCACGCUAGCAAUAUAUCAUCUUCUAUGGCGAUAUCGAAUCAUUUACAAGAUGCAAACCCGAAACCAAUGUUAAAUCAUAAAUUUAUUUGUCUAUUUCAUCAAUCCAUGACGAAUAAACGUCAAUCGGUGUUGUCAAAUUAUUACUUCUACACUUGUACUUUGCUUCGCAUAGCGUACAGUACGCAACUCCUAUUCCUGUGCUACGUUCCACUGUGCACCUCACAGCCUGCUCGUUGUUACAUCGGGGACAGUUAAAACGUGUUUCCAUUCUGAAUCUGGACUUCAAUGAUUUGAUCUGUGAUCUUCUCGUUUUUUUGCGACCCAUAAAGGGGGUGCAAAUUACUUGUGAUACUUUGCGAUCAGCAAAAGCCUGGCUCCUUUAAGUCCUUGGUAUCACGAAAUAGUUAGCUGAUUAGUAACAAGGACGCAUCAGAACAGGUAUUUUGAUAUUAAAAGUCCGU
Vavraia culicis subsp. floridensis is the source of this 2871-nucleotide messenger RNA. RefSeq lists its product as uncharacterized. Lineage: Eukaryota; Fungi; Microsporidia; Pleistophoridae. Gene Ontology annotation, molecular function: 5'-flap endonuclease activity; DNA binding. The record is from RefSeq and is a predicted model, not a curated record. Bases 1 to 2163 code for a protein of 720 amino acids. The transcript has a single exon.